Messenger RNA from Penicillium argentinense, 1077 nucleotides. Its product is annotated as putative sexual development protein (LsdA). Bases 1 to 1077 code for a protein of 358 amino acids. The transcript has 2 exons. Lineage: Eukaryota; Fungi; Ascomycota; Eurotiomycetes; Eurotiales; Aspergillaceae. The record is from RefSeq and is a predicted model, not a curated record.
AUGCAUUUCCUCCGUCCCGUUGCAGCUCUCCUGGGCGCAGCCGCUUUGGUAUCCGCCGCCCCGAUCGAUACGGGCGCCCCCAACAACAACAACAACAACCACGAUCUCCCAGAUGGGCUGCCCUACCCCAGUCCCAGCGAACUUACGCUCAUCGAGCAGCAAGCUCACGGAACACUCCCAAACGGGUCCCCGCCUCCUGUGAUCAGCAGCCAAGGGAUCGUCAACCUGCAGCUGAUUGCUUUCAACGAGCUAUUCGAAGUGGCUUUCUUCGAUGAACUUGUCACCAACAUCACCGAGGGGGUUGUGGGUUACCGUUUCUCGGUUACGGAUGAUCGGGACCUUGUUGUUGCUUCUCUGAAGGCUAUUCUCGCGCAAGAGGAACUCCAUGCAAUCCGCGCAAACAAUGCUCUUAUCCACUUCCACGCGCACCCUAUCGAGCCUUGCCAGUAUCACUUCCCCGUCAAGGACUAUGACUCUGCCAUCGCCCUGGCAGCUACCUUCACUGAUGUCGUCCUCGGUACGCUGCAGGACACAGUCGAGCGGUUUGCCCUCGGCCACGACUUUGACCUGGCACGGGAAAUUGCAGCCGUAAUCGGAAAUGAAGGCGAGCAACAAGGCUGGUUCCGUAUGCAACAGGGCAAGAUCCCCAGUGAGCUGCCAUUCCUCACGACUAGCGACGUCAACUUCGCCUUCACGGCCAUCCAAAACUUCAUCUACCCCGGAAGUUGCCCCAACAUUCACGAAAUUCCGCUCCGGACCUUUGAGCCGCUGGAAAUCGUCACCAAGGCUAGCGCGAAAAGUCAGAACUUGACUUUUUCCUUUGAGGAUCGCGCCAACGAGACCAGUCAGUUCUGGAUGACGUAUAUCAAUCAGCAGAACACGCCUAUCGUUGAGCCGCUGAAUAUUGUCUCUCAUACUGGGAGCUACAUUGAGGCAUCAGCUAUAUUCCCGUAUGACGAACAUGAGUUGAAUGGGUUGACUAUUGCCGCUGUUACGAAGAGUGGUGGUCCUUUCGCGGAUGCCAACACUGUGGCGAAAUGGACACACGCUGGGCCGGGUUUGAUUAUUGUGGACUGA